Molecule: messenger RNA, 1324 nt
Organism: Carcharodon carcharias (great white shark)
Lineage: Eukaryota; Metazoa; Chordata; Chondrichthyes; Lamniformes; Lamnidae
Gene: mpst
Product: mercaptopyruvate sulfurtransferase
Exons: 2
Coding region: 40-921 (293 amino acids)
Biological process (GO): transsulfuration
Cellular component (GO): mitochondrion
Molecular function (GO): thiosulfate-cyanide sulfurtransferase activity
Source: RefSeq, a predicted model, not a curated record
AGGAAGGAAGGGGAGAGCAGCAGCAGCAGCAGCAGGAGGAUGGCGUUAGUCCGGACCGUGGUGUCCGCCGCCUGGCUGGCCGAGGCUCUGGGCAGCGCUGGGACGGGGACGGGGGCGGGGGCGCUGCGGGUGCUGGACGCCUCCUGGCACCUGCCGAAGCUGCAGCGGGACGGGAGGCAGGAAUUCCGGGAGAGGCACAUCCCCGGCGCCGCCUUCUUCGACCUGGACGAAUGCAGCGACCGGUCCUCCCCUUACCAGCAUAUGAUGCCCCGGCGGGAGCACUUCUCCCGGUACGUGGGCGGCCUGGGCAUCGGCAACGACACCCAGGUCGUGGUCUACGACGCCAGCCACCUGGGGCUUUUCAGCGCCCCCCGGGUCUGGUGGAUGUUCCGGGCUUUCGGCCACAGCCGGGUGUCCGUGCUGGACGGCGGCUUGGUCAGCUGGCGCAAGGAGGGUCGCCCCGUCACCUCGGAGGUGCAGGACCACCCCCCGGCCGAGUACAGCGCCAACCCCAGACCCUGGGUGAAAACCUACCAGGAGAUCCUGGACAACGUCCGGAGCGAGAAGUUCCAGCUGGUGGAUGCCAGAUCGGAGGGACGCUUCAGAGGCACAGAGCCUGAACCCAGAGAAGGUUGUGAACCUGGUCACAUCCCCAACAGCACCAACAUCCCCUUUAACAAGUUCUUGGACCCAGAGACCCUGAAGAUGAAGAGUGAAAAGGAGCUUCAGUGCUUGUUUGAGGACCACAACAUCGACCUGAAUAAGCCACUGGUAGGGACCUGUGGCUCCGGGGUCACUGCCUGCCAUGUUGCCCUUGGUGCCCACCUCUGUGGGAAAGAAGACGUCAUGAUCUACGACGGCGCCUGGGUGGAGUGGUUCACACGAGCUGACCCAAGUUACAUAAUCUCGGAGAAAAAUUAGAAAAUUAAAUAGACAGCGCCAAAAUCAACGGUUAAGGGUGUGAUGUGCAAGCAUUGAGAUUAGUAGUUAAGUUAGUGAAGCCCCUCUUAAGUUUGAUUUCACGAGUGUAUAGGCACUCAUUUUUUAUUACUUUAGGAGGUAGGAGAAGGGAUCAGUCACAACAAAGUUUGUGAAGCCACUUGAAAGGUUCGGUUUACACCCUGUUAAAGGGGCACUCCACUCCAAGUACUGAGCAGGUGUGGUUCACUCUAUUGAUGACAACAUUAGAUGGCCUUCUCUUGUAAUAUUGUUUUGCCAUCAUUGUGUAUUUAGAGGGGUGGUGGUGGGGGAAAGAACAGUGAAGGAUGACAUCUUCAGCAGUUCUAAGUGCAUCAAGAAUGAUGAGUUGGUGACAAAAUUUUGA